Molecule: messenger RNA, 3245 nt
Organism: Thunnus maccoyii (southern bluefin tuna)
Lineage: Eukaryota; Metazoa; Chordata; Actinopteri; Scombriformes; Scombridae
Product: probable serine/threonine-protein kinase kinX
Exons: 4
Coding region: 1514-2056 (180 amino acids)
Source: RefSeq, a predicted model, not a curated record
AUUAACACAUGUCAAUUAAAAUAUAUACAUACAAAGAAAGACUGACACACACACAAACAAAUACCUGUUAUAAAUACAUGCAAUUAAAUAAGUAGCCACUGGCAAUGUUUACUGUUUUUGUAAAUACAAGCAAAUAGGUCAAUUUCACUUGAAUAUUGUAUUUCCCUUAUUUCUAAAUGUUGAAAGUCAGUGGGUGCUGGUUUGUUACUAGUAUUUUCCCAAAUAACAAAAUUACAACAAGGUUUAAACAAGGCUGAGUUUCAAUUUUCAUUAUCCCUUUUCUAAACCAGAUUACUUUCUUCUGUGCAUUUUAGAGUUGAUGUCUUAAUUAAUCCUUAAUCCAGAAAAAAUUCCAUUACGACUUCAUGACAUGUCACAAUUUCCCUGGCAACGUUUUCAUGUCUGAAUUUCAAAAUGUUGCACUAUUUCUGUUGUUGUGUAAAUAACUUGCAGUGAAAAUGAAGAAGCAGAUUUUGAAGAGGCUAUUUCAGCUUGUUCCAGCUAGCUAGAACUCUUAGAUAACAUACAUUUGACAUGCAAAAUAAAUGUAGAUAUGCAGUUUAAUAUGCUUUGGAGUGGAGUCGAUGAUAAAGUUGUCAUACUGAAAAGGUCUCAACUGUUUGAGAACUGCCUCCAACCUUCCUUGCACAUAAAAUUGUAUUGCUGACUGGACAAGUUCAUCUCUGCCCUCUAGGCUUGUGAUGCUGGUCAGGGCACCAAGCAUGUUCAGGCUGUUGCUCGCCUCCAAAAUUGCUGUGAAGGCCUCUAUCACUGACUCUGCCUUUAGAAUCUAAAAGUUUAUGUUGACAAAAGAAAAGAGUUUCUGUUGAAGUUUACUCUCAAUUUUGCUCUAUUAUAUCCUAAACAACAAAAUGUCAGAGAUUGGUACCAAUCUCUGUCUAAGAGACCCCAAACUGCUAAACCUUUUCCAAUUGAUGAAGUCAUAAGUCAGUUUACAUGGUUCAAAAAAGGGAUUUUCUUUUUUGAGUUGGACAUCAGUUUGGCUUGGGCUACAUAUAAUAAUGUCCUUAAAUUGGUCCAUAUUUGUUGAGAUAUAGACAGUGAGGUAGUUCCCGCCACUAUAUUGAACUCAUACAACUCCCAACUUAAUUCAAACUUGGUCAUUUAUGUUUAAGACUUUGUUAUGUCCCUAUUUGAUGUCUACAGUAAGGAUAUAAAGGCGAGUUGUAAUCUGUUAAUUGGUUAUUCAUUUGGUCUUUCACUGCAACAUGCCAACAAAGUACUACUAUUACUCUUACCAACACUACAAAAUGUAAUGUUAGUUAUUCUGAUGCUGCUGUUAUUCUGUAAAAAAAAUAAAUCUGGCAACCAGAAAGGUGACAAUGUAUCUUCUUAGCUAUCAUAUGCAAAUAAAACAUUCAUUUGACUAUCCUGAACUUUCAACUUCACAGCAUUCAGCAUGAUUUGGGAAGAUUAGACUAAUUUUAAUGUAUACAAUACACUUUAUGCCAAAUGUGUGUCACAGUUAAUUUACGUCAAAGAAAUAGAUCAUAUGGUCCAGAUUUAUAACUUACCUUGUCUAGUUGUUCUCGCAGCUCUAUGUCAUCUACUUCGGUUAUGUCCACUGGGGAGGUGGGGAGCCCUGACAGCUGUCCGAAAAGUCGUUUGGACAGCAACCCCUCCAUGGACAAGGCAAACAGUGUUGUCAGAGGUGGGGGCAGGGAGACCCACGUCAGAGGUGGAGGCAGAGAGACCCAUGUCAGAGGUGGAGGCAGGGACAACUGUAGAAGAGGUGGAGGCUAGGACAACCGUGGAAGAGGUGGAGGCUGGGACAACCGUGGAAGAGCUGGAGGCUGGGACAACUGUAGAGGAGGUGGAGGCAGGGACAACUGUGGAAGAAGUGGAGGCUGGGACAACUGUGGAAGAACUGGAGGCUGGCACAACUGUGGAAGAGGUGGAGGCUGGAACAACUGUGGAAGAGGUGGAGGCUGGGACAACUGUACAAGAGGUGGAAGCAGGUGCUGCAGCAGGGAUUACCACAGGACACCCUGCAGUGGGCCAGUUUCCCAUAACCAGUUCCAUGAGUCAGGUGUGAUCUACAAGGCAUUUCCACAGACAUCACAGGCGAGACAGCAACAGGAUCACUGGAGGAUACCAUGAUGGAGGAGGGCACUAUGGGCACUGAAAUGGAUAUAUGUCUUGAUUAUUGUGACAGUGAUCUCUCUAACUGCACAGGGCUGAUAGGAAGUACUCAAAAAAGAACCUGUCUAGUUUAGUUUUCAUGUUUUUCCACAUUUCUCCAACAAAGUGAAUGCACUCACAAGUGAUAGUCAUUGUUACACUUAACAAAAGAGUCACACCAUGGCAUCCCUGUUAUCCCCAUCUGUCCCAUAAUUUGGUAGUAGUACUCAUGAUUACUUUUGAGAUUGUAGGUACAUUACUGUGUUUACGGAGGUAUCGACAACCUGUGAAGCUGUAUUGCUCAGGGCACUUUAUUUCUAGAAGUCCAUAGCUUUUGUCAUCCCCACUCUGAAGGACUUUCCUGUCAGGUGAUGUGCCUAAAUGGGGGGAGUUGGGGUUGACGACAGAGCCACACAUGUAUACUUUGUUUCUAGAGACUUUUGUGCAUUGGGAUGCAGCAAGCGGCUCAAGCUCCAGACCUCUCUUCAUUGCUUUUUUUUGCACUGUCUUCUUCUUCCUCUGCAUGCUGGUGGGAAGCUGGUCAAAGUCUGCUAUCCUUGAGCAUAUUGUCUUAAAAGAGGAUAAAGUAAGACGAGGAGAACUGACACCAUGCCAGAUGUUGUUGCUCUGCUGUCUGGUUUCUUUCUCUAGUGCAUCUGCUUCAAACUUGGAGUUCAUCAUGUCACUAUAGCAUUCCAUCUGGUCUUCUGUCAGGACUUUAGAGAAGGUGCUUGGCUGCGGUGGCAAAGGGAAUGCUGGGAACUUAUCAGUAGGGUUAGAGAGGGAUGAUGUGAGCCGAGUGUUGUCCAGUAGUGGGAGCUACACACACGCACACACACAAAGAAAAAAAAUGUUAUUGCUAUGUGUGUACAUUUUUUUUACACUGAGGUCCAUGAAAGCCACUCCCAAUUUAGAUCACCCAUAAGGAUGUGGACGUGACCAAGUGUUGCCAAUAAGUUACUGCAAAAAUACAAUAAAAUGUCUAACAGUAUAGUAUUAACGUGAUCUCUACCAGUAUAUGUCAUCUGGAUGAUGACAAGUAACAUGGGGCCUUUGCAUUUCAUCCUGCUAUUAAAAGCACCCGGUGGAGUUUCUGACCUUUA